Micropterus dolomieu (smallmouth bass) is the source of this 1726-nucleotide messenger RNA. RefSeq names its product coiled-coil-helix-coiled-coil-helix domain containing 6b (gene chchd6b). Gene Ontology annotation, biological process: inner mitochondrial membrane organization. Gene Ontology annotation, cellular component: mitochondrion; MICOS complex. NCBI's taxonomy places the organism in Eukaryota, Metazoa, Chordata, Actinopteri, Centrarchiformes, Centrarchidae. Bases 204 to 911 code for a protein of 235 amino acids. The record is from RefSeq and is a predicted model, not a curated record. The transcript has 8 exons.
AUAUGCGACCAUGAUUAACGUUAUUUCAUCCAACGAAUGAGCUUUGACGAUACUGCAACGCGAGAAUAACCUUUACUGAAGUCGCUGUGGCGGCGACUCCAGCCGCCCACAUUUAUGUCUCCCUGUCCUACAACUAGACAGGGUUUGUAGUAUUAUUAUUAUUAUUAUUAUUAGUGAUCCGGUGGAAACGGACGGCUCGUAAAAUGGGAGGUAAUGGCAGCACGACUAGGAAAGUGUCCUUCGGACUGGACGAAGACGAGAAGGUCGCAGUAAUUGAAGGAGUGAAGCUCUCAGAGGAUGUGCUCCGGCGGAUGAGGGAAUCAAAGGGGUCUGACAGCGCCAAGCUACCACCGGCGACCUCAGACAGUCACAAACCACCACCAAGUCCAAAACCCUCCACUGCAGAAAAACAGGAAGAAAUCCGCCAAAACUUUGAGCGCCAACAGGCCCUGGUGCAGGAGCAGUUGGCCAGACUGGCCCAGAGGGAGAGAGAGACGUCAGCAGCUGCAGGCCUGGAUGAGCUGACCCCUGCCCUCAUCAGAGAGAGAGGAAGGGCCCGUGAAGAGCAAGAAAAGGCCAAGAUAGUGGCCAAACAACUGGAGAGGAAGGAGAAGGAACUGGCCAGCAUCUCCAGCUUCUAUAAAGAGCAACUAGAAAUACUAGAGAAAAGGAACCUUGACAACUACAAGCAGACGGCUGAACAGUACAACGAGGCAGCUACAAAAGCUGAGGCUCACAUACGACCUCGGCAGACUGCGCCUCUGUGCACGGAGCUGCAGGCCAAGGUGUUACAGUGCUACACAGAAAAUCCACAGCAGACCCUGCACUGCUCUAGUCUCGCCAAACAGUACAUGACCUGUGUCCAGCAAGCCAAGAAGAUUGCAGCCCAGAGGAAAACAUUCAGCAGCUGAGGAGCUCCAGCGCAGACAGGUGAUUCGCUUCUAAUGGAUGUUAAUGUGGUGGACACAACUGAGGAUAUUCCCAGUGGUAUACACUUACAGUUAAUUGAUAAUUGAGGUCUAUGAAAAGAUGCACAUUAAAUCAUGGCAAACGAGCCUGCCUAUAAGGUUGCAGCAAUUUAAAGAACAAGUCUCCAGAGUCUCUUAAGGUUUCCCACAACUGAAAUGCACUCUGAAUGAAUAAUUGAGGCCCAAAUAUUGUUAACUUGUAUUACCUUACGUAAGACAUUGCUAUUUCAAACAUGUAGCAUAUGCAUAAUGUUAUUUUGCAUAAACACUUUCACCUCCGCCAACUCCAGGUUGCUCAGUCCUGUAAUGACUUUCUUGAUGUCUCUUUAUGUUGCUGUUUGAUCAGUACCUUUCCUAAUGAGCCCAUGUGUUGAGAUGUGACUCUGAUUGGCUUGAAUUUAAUGUUUUGCCACAUUUAACAUUAAUAAUCUGCAACGUAUUUUGCUGCCCUUUGCUACUAACUGAUACUAUACUAGAAACAUUUAUCCUACAGUAAGUGCAGUUCAUGAAGGAUUUAGAAUUUUCCACAUGCAUUCCAUGUUUAUAGGUACAAAUGAUGUUUGUUUAUAUUGGCCAGCAUGUUUAAAACAUGCCCUGACUACUACAGUGCUAUCAUCAUGUAUAAUGCUUUUUUUUAGCUAUCAGUUGGCCGGGGCACAAUAGUUGAGAUCAUUAUAUUGAUAUGGCUAUUUCUUCAAAAUUAUCAUAAUGCAAAUGUAUGACAAAUCACAAAUAAAAUAAACUGAUGUUCACAUGAA